AUGUCCGACGGCCAGUGCAAAGAGGGCGAAACAGAGCUGCUACUCUGGUACAAAUCAUUAUCACCACUCAGGGUAGAUAUUGUCGAUCAUUUUUCUGGAAAGGAGCUUUUCGCCAUUCACGGGGAUUCCUUAAUAUUUCACUGUAUCACCGACGCUAGGGUCGACUUUACCAAUGGAUUCCAACUACUGCACGCGAUAUAUGCAGUGGAAUCUUUUCUCGCCAAUCUCCAGAGGUGUGGAUGCAAAUUUCAUAUAGUUUGGUUUGCUGAUCAAGAGGAACUCUGUGUCCCCAACGACGUUUCUGAUGCUCUUGCAUCCGGAUACCGGCUUGUUCGAGCCAUUGUCAUCAAACACUUGGAGCAUGCCAUCGGAGUUGCCGAAACUGGGGAGAGUCCCAUCAGCUUUCAAUUCGAGAGUAUGCAAGGUGACGCUUUUCAGGACUAUCUCACACAUAAUGCCAUCCAUUUCUUUCUCUGUCUUGAUGGCCAGGAUAUCGAGAGGAACUCCGGCGCCAAUAGCAUCCAGUAUGUCAAAGUCAUCCAAUACCUAUCUCUCAAAGGCUACAGUGUGGCUCUCAUAAACAAUAUCGAUUUUGUAAGCUCCAAGGUCCACGCAUCAAUAUGCGCCCCAUCGUUGAGUGGCGGACCUGUUUGGGUCGACCAAAUGUCACGGACGCCUAGAAUCCCAAUCAAAGGGAUUGCCGAAAUGGAGGCCAGCCGCGGGACGAGGCUCUCCAUAUGCUCGCCUUGGGAAGAUGGCGAGCCCUUGUCGGGUAGGGACAUGGUCUGUCUCACCGCCAUCAGUAACACGCUGUUGGUCGAAUCCGGAAAUGAUAUGAGAGACUGCAUUGUCGCCUAUAUCAUCCAUCUGUCUCUCCUGAGACGUCUUGAUCUGUCGCAGAGAGCGUGUAGGGAAGCGCCACUCAGCAAGGUUCAGCAGUCAUGUCUUGACAAAUUCUUUGCGUUACUCAGCAACAUCUGCACCUCUGUCGUGGAGACUAUGUCUUUUGAAGGGAGAUGGGACGUUUUUGAUCUUAUUGACGGUCGCAUUUUGCGACAAAUUCUCGGACGUCUACAAGCUCUGGCGCUCCCCGGAUGCAUCAUCGCCGAGGUCGACAAGUUCGCCGCCCUGGUCUACCAACUUACGCUUGUUGAUGUCUCGGCAUCGAUUCCGCAAUGUCGCUGGAGAAAAAGUGCGAGCGAUACUGCCAUUGAUGCCGGACAACAUGUGUCUCCUUCGCUUCUACCAUUCAGUCACCCAGCUUUGGACGAUUUCCUUGCUCCUGUAAACAUGUCCACCGCAGAAUCGAAUGAUUCGCAGGUCACAACAAAGGUUUUUGAAGAAGUCUCACAUUGGCACAAUGCGCGUGUCCCCAUCGACCCUAGGCACAAAAUACGGCAGAAAGGUUAUUUUGCGAAGAGGAGAAACCAAUUGCUCAUUGCAAGCACGAUUGCUUACUCUGCUAGCCUGGUAAACUCUGCCGGCAAAGCCAUCCAUCCGGAAACCAUUGUGUCCACCCCCGAAUGCAGAUCUAGCUCCAAUGAAGGCAAGGACAAGAUACGUGUGGUGGUCGGCGGUUCAUCUCAGAGAGCCUCUCAUAAGCACAACUCCAAGAAAGCGGCGCAGUGCAGCGGUCGGCAAAAUGCUCUAGAGGAGGCUCAAAGAAUCCAAGCGGAGAAGAUGAAAAGCAAAGCCAGUGCGUCUAUAAUGGCUUGGGGCGAAAGAAGGCGGGAAUUCGAAACGGAGAUGAACUUGGAGAGCCGAUGUCCAAAGGUUGUCAAGUAUCUUGCCGGGUUGUCGUCUCAAGAUAUGGACACUGUUGGUGGAGAGGUGACGUUGUAUCUGUGCAAUUCCAUUGCCUUGAUGAUACUCGAUGCGAGGAAAAAAGGGACAAGAAUGCCAGAGAUGGGUUUAUUGGCGAUUUUGUGGUCAAAACUCGUCGAAAUCAGCACAUUUGCCUUUUCGCAGGAAGGGGCUGCAUUGUUUAAUCUGCUCGCAAGGGCUGUCAAAAUGCCGACAGCGAUGGUGCCAUACACACCUUUAAAGGGACGCAAGCUUCCCUUUGCCAGUAUAACGUCAAGUCUGAGCGAUCAACUACGGAUCCCAGUUGAUUCUCUCGAGUUUCAGCUGACUCAUUGCGGACCAUAUAUGGAAAGAGGCUUUGACUCGAUGCCGGACCCUCGUGUACCGUUCAGCCCGGAUGCCUGGCAGAGGGAUGUCCUGGAUGCCAUAGAUGCCAACAAGAGCUUGUUCGUCGUUGCGCCGACCUCGGCUGGCAAAACUUUUGUUUCAUUCUAUGCAAUGAAGAAGGUGCUGCAGUCAAACGACGACGACGUCAUCGUAUAUGUGGCUCCCACCAAGGCCCUCGUCAAUCAAAUUGCCGCCGAGGUGCAGGCCAGAUUCUCAAAGGCUUAUUCUACUCCGGGCAGAUCCGUAUGGGCAAUCCAUACAAGGGACUACAGAAUCAAUAACCCUACAGGCUGCCAGAUCCUCAUUACAGUCCCGCAUAUGCUGCAAAUCAUGCUGUUAGCACCAUCAAAUGCAAAGACGGCCAACUCGUGGUCUUUGAGGGUAAAGAGGAUCAUUUUUGACGAGGUGCACUGUAUCGGGCAAUCAGACGAGGGAGUCAUAUGGGAACAGUUACUCCUACUCGCGCCCUGUCCCAUCAUUGCCUUGCCCGCAACGGUGGGUAAUCCAAUGGAUUUCGGUGCCUGGUUGCAAGGAUCGGAGAAAGCCAAAGGCCACGAAUUGGAAAUGAUUGUUCAUCCCCAUAGGUAUUCGGAUCUUCGAAAAUUCAUAUAUCAUCCUACGAAAGACCAGAUUUUUAGGGGGCUUGGACCUACAGAAGGACUAUCGAUUCCAGGGUUAGAUGGGGAGCAGCAUGAGACGUCGCCCUUCACGGGUAUUCACCCAGUGGCUAGUCUCAUCAACAGAAAUCGGAGUACCAUCAACGACAUCAAUUUCGAAGGGAGAGAUUGCUUCGUCUUAUGGCAGUGUAUGAUGAAGCAUCAAAGUAAAGAAUUUCCAUUGAAUGACGCCUUGAAUCCUCGGAAUGCCCUUCCUACUAUUUUGAAGAAGGGUGAUAUUGCUCGUUGGGAGGCUGCGUUGAAGCAGGCCUUGUUCGCAUGGAUGCAAGACACCAGUUCGCCAUUUUCAUCCGUCCGAAGCGACCUUCAGUCGCCAAUUAUUCAACGGCACCUGUCUAUUCAGCAUGAAGCAUCCAAUUUGAGCACAUACGAGCCGAGUAAUACUGAUGUAAAUCCAAACAGUAAAAAGUCUGGUCUACUUGCUUCAGCGCUACAGCUCCUUGCUGACCUCCAUUGCCAUGGGGCGCUUCCUGCAAUCGUAUUCAACUACGAUCGGCAAUAUUGUGAAAAAAUAAUCUCUUUUGUUGAAAAGCAGCUUACGCUCGCAGAAUCGGAUUGGAAAGAUACAAAAAGAAUGGAAUGGAAGAAGAAAGUUGCUGAAUAUGAAAAAUGGAAGAAGACCUCCAAAACCCACGGCAAAAGGAAAGACAGGACGUCAUUGUCCUCGCAGGAUGGGCUUUGCAAGAAAGACAUGGUCGAAGAAGCUGCAAAUCAGGACCCUAGCGUCUGGGAAACCUUUGAUCCAGAAGCGAUACUAGACAUGUUCUCGUUUGCUGACCGAACAAAAUUACUCGACUCCGAGUUUGAUGAUAUCAUCGUGUCCCUCAAAAAAGCAAACUUGAAACCGGGCAUCAUUGACGCUCUACGACGGGGUAUGGGAGUUCAUCACGCGGGAAUGAAUCGGCAAUAUCGCCAAGUGGUUGAGAUGCUUUUCAGGAAGGGCUUUCUGAGGGUUGUGGUCGCCACGGGCACCCUGGCCUUGGGCAUUAACAUGCCCUGCAGGACUGUAGUAUUCUUCGGCGAUUCCGUGUUCCUCACAGCCCUGAAUUACAAUCAAGCAGCUGGGCGAGCUGGCCGCCGGGGGUUCGACCUUCUCGGAAAUGUUGUCUUCGUGGGAAUGACUCCCGAGAGGGUUUUUGAAAUCAUGUCCUCCAGACUCCCCGACCUCCACGGCCAGUUUCCACUAUCAACUACUCUGGUUCUGCGCCUAUUGGGACUGCUGCAUCACACAGCAAAUUCGGAAUACGCGGUCAAGGCGAUUCGGUCCAUACAGUCGCAAACUCGCCUCUAUCUCGGUGGCCCAUCCAAUCAGAUGACAAUCAGACAUCAUUUGCGCUUCUCAAUAGAGUAUCUCCGAAGACAGCAUCUAUUGUCUCACACCGGGGCUCCCCUCAAUUUUGCAGGCUUGGUCGGCCAUCUUUACUUUACUGAGAACGCCGUCUUUGCUUUCCACUCGUUGCUGAAGGGUGGUUAUUUUCACGAGCUGUGCCGAACCCUUCACCAGAAGCCGCAAGAGCUUCACCUUGAGCUCGUACUUGUUCUCGCCCAUCUGUUUUGCCGUAUACCUCUCCGUUUGGGGAGUGACGAACCGACCGAGGACAGAAUCCACAGGUCUCCAUCUCUCGUCAUCUUGCCACCGCUACCGAAACGAGCCGAGACUAUCCUUCAUGAGCACAAUAACAAGACUCUCCACAUAUUUCGAAACUACGUCAGCUCGUUUAUCGAUCAAUAUCUCGACGGUCAGCCAGACAACCAGCUCCCUUUUACAAAACGCAAGGUCCAAGGGACAAAUGGACGAGAUGCAUUGUCAAUCAUUGACCAUCUCCCCCCACCCAAGCUCUGCUCACCAUUUGCUGCUCUUUCUGGAUUCACUGAUGACUUCCAGUCUAUCCACGAUCUCUGCACUACCGUCCGAGACGGAGUCUUUCUUGAGGAAUCCGGGGUUCCGUACAUCCCCAUUCAUCCAAAUGAUGAUGCUCGUAUACCAUGGAAUGCGUACAUCUAUGACUUUUUCAAGCACGGAGACAUGGAGGCGCUGGUACGAGAUAACGGUAUAAAGGCUGGCGAUGUAUGGUUUCACUUGAAGGAUUUCUCGCUUAUUCUGGCGACCAUAAUCACAAGCCUCACAAACUUUUUCGAACAGGGCUCUUCUAAUGGCGAUGCCGCCAUGAUGGAUGUGCAAAAUUUGAGUGAUGUCCUCCAAGAGGAUACCGGUGACGAAUAUGCAUCCGAGGCCAGGGAUGAGGUUGAUCAGGGAGCCCCGCAACACCCCGUUGCUCUCUCUGCAAAGAAGAAAAAGGUUGUUCUUGCGGAUUCAUGGGACGAUGACUUGAGCAGCGGAAGCUCACAAGAAGAGAACACACCUUCUAUCCAGUCUAAUAAACGCUGCAGUGUCCCACCCGUGGAACAAGCAUCCACGCCGAAUGGGCCGAACGACGACGAGGUGAGUUUAAAGCUCGUGUUGACAGCUUUUCAACAGCUACAACUACAAUUUAACGAGGUGUUUAAACGGGCUUGGGCUUAA
Metarhizium robertsii ARSEF 23 is the source of this 5391-nucleotide messenger RNA. Its product is annotated as DEAD-like helicase. Gene Ontology annotation, molecular function: nucleic acid binding; ATP binding. The transcript is spliced from 6 exons. Bases 1 to 5391 code for a protein of 1796 amino acids. The record is from RefSeq and is a predicted model, not a curated record. NCBI's taxonomy places the organism in Eukaryota, Fungi, Ascomycota, Sordariomycetes, Hypocreales, Clavicipitaceae. Gene Ontology annotation, cellular component: cytoplasm.